CUCCCCGCCAGCGCCGACUUGGUGAAGGCAACAAUGAUGCCCGGUCCUCACAUCCCGCCCGCUGGGCCUCACCAUCCGGGCAGGCGACCCAAUCCCUAUGCCGACCACCAGUAUAUGCCUCCCCAGGCCCAUUCGCCUGUUCAUCACAAUCCCUACGCCGCCUAUCACCACCCGCAGCACUAUGCUCCUCCCCACGCAUCGCCCUACCCGCCCCAGAUGCAGCAGCACAUGCAGCAAUGGUAUAACCCGUACCACCAGCCCCAUCCCCACCAGUAUGCCAUGCCUCCUCGCCAGUUCCAGCCGCAGCCUCAACCACACGGUUCGCCUGUCGUCGUAUCGUCCCAUCCGCAUAUGGCACACAUGCCUCCUCCAGUAAACCGGGCCAUGGGUCACACUCCCCCGAUUGUGCAUUCCCGUACGCCCCCAGCUUUGCAGAGGAUGUCCACUCCCCACCGCACCCCGCAGCAAGCUCCUUCGACGCCAUCCGUUCAUUCACAGCCUCCCGUAGCUAGCUCAUCCUCGCCGCCCGCUAACUUGUCUACACCCACUCCGCCGCCGACCACCCCAUCCAUGUCCUCUGUCGUCUCCACUCCGGCCCUUCAACCUGGCACCUAUCUCCCUUAUUAUCCGGAAUUGCCAUGGAAGUCUUUCGAAGGUGACGAUUUCCCUGCCCGAGCAUCACAGAAGAAACGGCGAAGGAGAGCUCCGGUACCGGCUCAAGAGCAAGGUCUCGCUCUGCCAUCGCGCGAGCUACCUGUUGAGGGCAAACAAGACGAAACGGUCGUUGAAGAGUCUGAAAAGGCACAGACGGAGGAACCUGAGGACUCACAGGCUUCUACUGUCGCUGCUGCCUCGGAACGCGAGGUCGAUACUCCUUCUACGUCUCACCCGCCCUCGGAGAACGAAUUGACUCAUGCUGCACCUGUACCAUCAGCAGAAGCUGUCAAAGCAUCGCACACUCGGUCCCAGACAAAGCCCGCAGUCCCCCUGAUUCCUAUCAGAUCUGCCAAAGCUCCCAGUGUGGCUUCUACGACUCAAAAAUCGGCCAAGUCCAUAUCGGCAGAACAAGAGAGUCCCAAGGCCGCUAAUGGUUCCGCUGCAGCCACCGCUGAAGGCGCUCAAGAGGCUCCCAAAGCCGCGGCCGCACCCAAGCAGGCACCCAGCUCAUGGGCAGCUCUUCUACGUAAAAAUGCACCAGCGCCAGUACAAGCAGCUCCUGCGACGAAUGGCGUCCUUUCCCCCACCAAUGCACCCCCACCUCCCACCAGCAACUCCUUGGGUGACGUCCUUGCUUCCUUCUCUGUCGAUUCUGACAAAAAGCUUUCUUUUCUUGAGCCCCGUGGUCUUGUAAAUACGGGCAAUUUGUGUUAUAUGAAUUCUAUCCUUCAAAUGCUUGUCUUUUGCGUUCCAUUUUAUGACUUCUUAGAUCAGGUUGCGAAGCGCGCUGUGCAUAGCUUCAAGUCUGAGACCCCUCUUGUAGAUGCCAUGAUCAUGUUUAUGCGCGAUUUCAAGGUCAUUGACUCGGCCUCUUCUGCUGAGAAGCUUCGUCUGCGACUCAAGGACACCGAGCUGGAGCAAUACGGCGAACCGCUCACCCCCGAAUACGUAUACGAUGUGAUUAAGCGCCUUCCUCGCUUCGACAACAUGAAACGAGGUCAGCAAGAAGAUGCGGAGGAAUUCUUGGGGUUCUUAUUGGCGGGAUUGCAUGACGAAUGUGCACAGGUCAUCAAAUCUUCUCGGUCAACAGGUGCUACUGAAAAUGUGCCCUCUCCCAAGAGCGAACGCUCGGGAUCCAUCGAGGGAGAAUGGCUCGAGGUCGGUCCGAAGCAAAAGUCGGCCAUCACACAGUCUUCUGGUGCGAUUGAAUUUGAGAGUCCACUUACCAAGAUGUUCGGCGGAAAGAUUCGAUCCGAAUAUCGCAAGCCGGGCGAGAAGCCAUCAGUCACCCUCGAGCCUUACCAGCCACUGCAGCUAGACAUUGGUUCCCCUGAUAUCAACAGCAUUGCUGAUGCCCUCAAAGGUCUGACCCGUCUAGAGACUUUGGAUAGCGCCACACGCGGUGGCCGAGCUUCCACCAAACAAAUGUUUAUCGAAACGUUGCCACCUGUGCUCAUCUUGCACCUGAAGCGUUUCCAUUAUGACGCUAACGGCCCGCAGAAGAUUUGGAAGAAAAUCGGAUAUCCUCUGGAGUUGGAGAUCCCCAAGGAGGUGUUUGCUCCUCAUAUGCGAGGACUGGUCACUGCACGGGGUGGUCUGCCACGGUACCGGCUUACCGGCGUGGUGUACCAUCACGGCAAGAACGCUAGCGGCGGGCAUUAUACUACUGACCUUCGCCGUCAGGACGGCCGCGAAUGGAUUCGCAUGGACGAUACUGUGAUUCGUCGUAUCCGCGCUGAUGAGGUUGCAGAAGGAGGUGCAGAGGAAGAUCCCAAAGUGCUUGCGGAGGCACUGGAGCAGCACAAGAACGACACGACGAAGAGCAAGAACAUGUACGAGCAGAUCGGUAUAGGCGAGUACGGUGAAGAGGCGGACAAGGGCGGAUGGAGCAAGGUCAACGGGUCCGAAAAGUCGGGCAGCAAGAAACUGAACGGUCUAGUGAACGGAGCGGCGACUCCCAACUCGGCCGGAAAGCGAACACCCCUUAUCAAGGAGAAUGUGCGGGACAAUAAGGUAGCCUAUAUCUUGUUCUACGAGCGCAUACACGCUUGA
This is a messenger RNA of Periconia digitata, 2709 nucleotides long. Lineage: Eukaryota; Fungi; Ascomycota; Dothideomycetes; Pleosporales; Periconiaceae. The record is from the annotation of a GenBank genome assembly.